CUAAAUAUAAACUUUGAAUUUAAAAUUAAAUAAUUAUUUAAAUACAAAACUCGUAUAAAUGGCCAAAGGCAAAAACAAAGGCAAGGGCCCAAAGCCAGGCAAGAGGAAAAUCAGCCUGUUGAAACUUUCCAACAAAAAACUUAACAAACUUGCAAAGCAGGGAAAACUUAAAAAGGCUGUUGGCAAAAAAAAGUUAGUAAGCUUACUAAAAGAGCGAACAUCGAAAAAGAAACUAGAUCGUAAAUCGGCCCCAGAAAGGGAAGAGCCGGAGGUUGAAAAUGACAUUCCGCUGCAAGAAGCUGACUACGACUACUAUGCUAAACCUGGAAGGAAUUUCGAUUUUCUGUCUGAUCUUGCUGUUGAUGAGUCAAGUAAAAAACUGGGCAGAAAAAAACGAAAACAGCAAGAAAACAACAUCAACAACUCUUACAAUGACAAAAUUACCAAAGAUUAUGAAUUGAAUGAAGGUUUGUAUGAACAAAGAUACAAAAACAACAACGACAGAAGCAAAAACGUUAAAAUUAAACAACUGCUUCCGUUCAAGUCCAAAGAUAAAGGAAUCAUACAUAGAUCCAUGGAGAUUGAACAGAAAUCAGAUGAUGAUGAGGAUGAUGAUGAUGUCGUCAACAAUGGUGAUGAUGAUGAUGACGUCAACAAUGAUGAUGGUGGUGAUGAUGAUGACGGUGAGGAUGGUAAUGAUCAAAGUAAUUCUCACCCUCCGAGAAAGAAGUCCAAAGUUGAAGAGUAUAUAGAUGAGAAAAUAAAAACUCAACAAUUGAAAAGAGGAAUUUCUAAUCUAUGCAAAUCAAUUUUACAGUCUAUUGACGAUAAUAUCGGGAAGUUAAACGAAGUUAUGGGGUAUUUAGCAGACGAGUACACUCAUUUUAUCC
Molecule: messenger RNA, 890 nt
Organism: Helobdella robusta
Lineage: Eukaryota; Metazoa; Annelida; Clitellata; Rhynchobdellida; Glossiphoniidae
Exons: 4
Source: RefSeq, a predicted model, not a curated record